Molecule: messenger RNA, 1711 nt
Organism: Abrus precatorius (Indian licorice)
Lineage: Eukaryota; Viridiplantae; Streptophyta; Magnoliopsida; Fabales; Fabaceae
Product: protein FIZZY-RELATED 3
Exons: 11
Coding region: 169-1521 (450 amino acids)
Biological process (GO): positive regulation of ubiquitin protein ligase activity; positive regulation of anaphase-promoting complex-dependent catabolic process; anaphase-promoting complex-dependent catabolic process
Cellular component (GO): anaphase-promoting complex
Molecular function (GO): ubiquitin ligase activator activity; anaphase-promoting complex binding; protein binding
Source: RefSeq, a predicted model, not a curated record
UCCACAAUUUGACCGUUGAGAACCAAUAACACCCUUUGCACCAAAUCCUCUCUCUUUCUGCUUUCAGAGACAGAGAAAGAGAGAGGCCAUAACUUAAUCCAUUUCUUCCAAUUCCAUUUCACUGAAUCUUCAUUCAAGAAAAGUGAAUAAUCAAAUCAGAAGCUGAAAAUGGAGUCUCCAGAGGCCAGAAAAACAGGGUUGAACCUCCCAGCUGGGAUGUCAGGAACCUCACUGCGCUUAGACACUUUCUCUUCACUUCGUUCCAUCUCCAACCUCUCUUCUUCUCCUUCUUCAAAACCUUCCACAUGCAGUGAUAGGUUCAUACCCUGCAGGUCCUCUUCAAGGCUCCACACAUUUGGCCUCAUAGAGAAGCCAUCACCUGUCAAAGAAGGGAGUGCUCCUCCUUCUCCCAUUAGUCCCAGCAAGAACAUGCUUCGCUUCAAGACUGAUCACUCUGCACCUUCUUCCCCUUUCUCUCCUUCAAUCUUAGGCCAACAAUCUACCUUCUCUUCUGAAUCUUCAACCCCUCCCAAACCUCCUCGGAAAGUUCCCAAGACACCCCACAAGGUUCUGGAUGCCCCAUCUCUGCAAGAUGACUUUUACUUGAAUCUGGUGGACUGGUCCUCACAAAAUGUUCUUGCUGUGGGGCUAGGCACUUGUGUUUAUCUAUGGAGCGCUUCCAACAGCAGAGUGACUAAGUUAUGUGACUUGGGGCCUUAUGAUGGUGUCUGUUCUGUCCAAUGGACCCGGGAGGGUUCUUUUAUAUCGGUUGGAACAAAUCUUGGUCAAGUUCAGAUUUGGGAUGGAGCACGCUGUAAGAAGGUCAGAACAAUGGGUGGACAUCAGACAAGAACCGGUGUCUUGGCGUGGAACUCUCGCAUUUUGGCUUCAGGGAGUAGGGAUAGGAACAUACUUCAGCAUGACAUGAGGGUUUCAAGUGACUUUGUUGGCAAACUUGUUGGUCAUAAAUCUGAGGUAUGUGGAUUGAAAUGGUCCUGUGAUGAUAGGGAACUUGCUUCUGGGGGUAAUGAUAAUCAGCUGUUGGUAUGGAAUCAGCACUCUCAGCAACCGGUUUUGAGACUUACGGAGCACACUGCUGCUGUUAAGGCCAUUGCUUGGUCACCUCAUCAAAGCAGUCUCCUUGUGUCUGGAGGUGGAACAGCUGAUAGGUGUAUUCGUUUUUGGAACACUACAAAUGGCCAUCAAUUGAACAGUGUUGAUACUGGGAGCCAGGUUUGCAACCUUGCUUGGAGUAAAAAUGUGAAUGAACUAGUUAGUACUCAUGGGUACUCCCAAAAUCAGAUUAUGGUGUGGAAAUAUCCAUCAUUGGCAAAGGUUGCAACUCUAACUGGCCAUAGCAUGAGAGUGCUGUACCUAGCAAUGUCUCCUGAUGGUCAGACUAUAGUAACUGGUGCUGGGGAUGAGACAUUGCGGUUUUGGAAUAUUUUCCCAUCAAUGAAAGCACCAGCCCCAGUUAAAGAUACAGGACUCUGGUCACUGGGGCGCACCCAAAUUCGAUGAUCCCAUUACAUUUUGUUGAUGAUAUUGGAACAAGGAAGAGGAAGAAUGUUGUAAUUAAUUAUCUGUAUAUGGAAUAUUAUUUCAUUGUAAGUUUGUAAUUAAACACGGAUAUAGGAACUUAUAAAUUGUAUAGUGCUCAACAAACAUCAACGUUAAGUUUUCUAUAAUUAUAUAGUCUCUUUUUUGCUGC